CAUUGUGGGUUUACUACUGAGGUUGGAGGUUGCCAAUUGGUUUGGUCGGUUUUGGUGUACUAGCAGCCCAUAUACUGUCUAUGCUAUCAGCAGAUGCCUUUAUGUCACCUCUCAGCCAACAUCUGGUUUUCUUUGAAUGAAGUUUGCGAUUAAGACAAGUUAGCAGCACACAAUGGAUUCCCCUGAAACAGAGGCUUCAACCCACAGUGAAAAAAGAGAAGACACUGCACCAAGCACAUCAAAUACAUCAGGUCAAGAAGAUGGACCAAAGCCAAAAAAGGUUUCUUUUAAGAGGACCACUGGUAAGCCUGCAAAUGCAAAAGCCAAGAAGCAUAAAAAGGCAAGAGUCUCCAGGCCUGCCCAGCUUGGCUACACUGUCCAUCAAGGGGAAGAUAUGCUUCUUGUCAUAUCAAGUUCUACUUCUCAGUAUGAUGGUUCAGCAUGGACUCCCCCAAAGAAGGGAAGCAAAAAGAAGAAGCUAACUAAAGUAAAAUUAAAAGCUAAUCAGAUUAAGAAAAAAAAGACAGUCCGUGCCAAGCCUAAACUGGCAAAUAAUCCAGUUGCCAAGGAAAAAGAGGACACUAAUUUGUUAAUGCUGCAGAACGCAACAGAUCACAGAUGGGGUCAAAGUCUUCCUGAGGAGGUGCUAAUCAGUAUUUUUCAGAUGGUGGUUGUCCAAGAUGGCGCUGUACCAUUCCUAUGCAGGGUGGGCAGAGUUUGUCGUCUGUGGAACGCUGCUGCCUCCAGUCCGGUCCUGUGGCGUAAAGUGACUGUGGGUCACUGCUGGAUUGCACCAGGGAAAACUCAGCUACCUAAAACUGAGAAGAAGAUUAAGGACACUUUUAACUGGCUGGCACAGAACAGAUUCUCUCAGCUACGAGACUUCUCUCUCUGUCACUGGACAAAGAAUGUUACCUAUGCAGUAGAGGUUGUGUCGCAGUUCUGUCCUCAGCUUCACUCCCUCAAGCUCUCCUACUGUACAGGCCUGACAGCGACAGCCUUCCACAGCCUUGGUCUGCACAGCCGGUCUCUGCAGAGCAUGGAUCUCCAGUAUUCAGAGUUUCAGGUUGAGGGACUCCUGGAGUACCUUGAAAAUCAUGGGAUCCAGAUCAAGCAAAUUUUGUUCACUCAUGGACUAAAGAAUGACAGACUACUGACUGCCAUCACUAAGGGAAACUGUCCUGAUUUGGAGUUGUUGGAGGUCAACACAAAGCUGGACAGUAAAGGCUGUGAACUUCCAAUUUGCAUCCAGGCACUACAGAUGGCAUGCCCUAAACUGAAGACCUUCCGGAUGCUGAAUGUCAGACCUCUGCAUAAGAUGAUGCGUAAUGGUGCAGAUUCAACAUUAGGCUUCCCGUUAUUGGAAGAGCUGUGUAUCGCAACCACCUCUUAUUCCUACAUGACCGACAAAGAUUUGUGGGAUAUCCUCUUUGGCUCCACCAGGCUGCGGGUGUUGGACCUGCGAGGCUGUUCUCGAAUCACACCAUUCGGUCUCGCAACACUACCCUGUCUUGAGCUUGAAUGUCUGUUCUGGGGACAGUAUUUCAACAGCAAUGUCACGUUGUCAUCACCUAAAAAAGGGCUUCACAUGGUGACCCAGAAAUGGAAUCGAACACUGCAACAGCUUGACAUCGCAAAUCAGCUCUUCACAGAGGAGGACUUGGAAAUAGCGAUGAGUCACCUUGCUCAGGCCACAGAGGCAGAUACCCUGCGCUCACUAAACCUGAGUGGGACCAGGAUCACACCACCUGCCCUCAGGCCAGUCAUUGGCCAGAUGACUGCUCUUAGCUACCUCAACCUUUCAUCCUGCCGUUAUCUUCCAAGGGGAAUGAAGAGAAUUUACCGUGGCCAAGAAGACAUUCGUCUGCUGCUGGACAAAUUGGAGUAGUCAAUGUUCAUAUUCAUUUCGUUCCAGAAAUGGCUUCAGGCAUACGUGCAUGUCUUAAAACACACCUCUUUGUGGAUAAUGUUGUUUAAGUAAUGUGGAUAUUUUACUCACAGGUCUUUUUGUAAAUGUUUUAUAUGAAAACUGUUCACACAAAACAGACAGUUCAUGCAAAAGCCCUUCUUAUCGUGCUAGAAAGCAAGGGUUUGGAAUCCAGUGACAAAGCCUGUUGCUGUUGUAUUAAUGUCAAUUAAUAAAAGGUAAGAUAAAUCUUAAAUCUACAUGUAGAUUUAAGGGGUGACAUUAACAUGUUGGAUUUUAAUACAUUUAUAGUCACCUCAAAUGUUCUCCUAAAAGGACAUCCAGUUGUGUAUACCUGGAUUUCUUUUAUAUAAUAUUUGACUUUUUCAUAUUUAUAUACUUUUUGCACCAAGUUACAAUAAUUCCAGACAAAACAAUCAAGAAAUAUUUGACAUUAAAAAUAAAUGUUAAUUAAUAAAUAAAUAAAUGUAAUUAA
This is a messenger RNA of Perca fluviatilis (European perch), 2402 nucleotides long. It is a transcript of the gene fbxl6, whose product is annotated as F-box and leucine-rich repeat protein 6. Gene Ontology annotation, molecular function: protein binding. The record is from RefSeq and is a predicted model, not a curated record. Bases 173 to 1888 code for a protein of 571 amino acids. Gene Ontology annotation, biological process: SCF-dependent proteasomal ubiquitin-dependent protein catabolic process. The transcript is spliced from 10 exons. Lineage: Eukaryota; Metazoa; Chordata; Actinopteri; Perciformes; Percidae. Gene Ontology annotation, cellular component: SCF ubiquitin ligase complex.